AUGGAGAAUUUGGAGACUAAAUUGGUAUAUGGCGAGGGGGAGCGUGUGCAUGAUGCCUUAGAAGGCGGUAUGUUUGCAUUGGUUCUAGGCGCGAAUGUGAACGCAAAGACGAUGAAAUACGACGCGCUAAGACACUCAUCAGAGCGCGAACCAGUGGACCGUGAAGCGCAGGCUCCGGGACCUUUAAUCGAACUCGAAGCCUCCCUUUACCUAUCUCUAGUGACGCGUUUACCGAUGCCGUACAUGUAA
Molecule: messenger RNA, 249 nt
Organism: Peronospora matthiolae
Lineage: Eukaryota; Oomycota; Peronosporomycetes; Peronosporales; Peronosporaceae
Source: the annotation of a GenBank genome assembly